Messenger RNA from Moneuplotes crassus, 351 nucleotides. The record is from the annotation of a GenBank genome assembly. NCBI's taxonomy places the organism in Eukaryota, Ciliophora, Spirotrichea, Euplotida, Euplotidae.
GUAAAUGGAAAAUCUCUUAAGAAAACUAAUUUAAAAUUUGGUUAGAAGGGAUUCCUUCAUGUUGGCAUUCAGAUCAACUUUAGCCAACGAUUCAGAGUCAAACCUGAGUCUAACCUUGGUUUCUGACAGUCCUGUGACAUCUAGGGACACAGUCUCUCAUUGCUCUUCAUCGCCAUUACAACUCUCUGGUGAAGAGCCAAAACUAUUGCUGAAUUCACUCUCCGAUAGCCAUCUGCCUCUCUUAUCAUUAUUCUUAGCACAGAUCUCAUCAGUAAGCUCGUUCAAGGCCUGGUUAACUUCUUCAUUGUCAAAAUUGUAUUUGUUCAUAUUUACAAAAUAAUAUUAAUUAUA